Molecule: messenger RNA, 876 nt
Organism: Linderina pennispora
Lineage: Eukaryota; Fungi; Kickxellomycota; Kickxellomycetes; Kickxellales; Kickxellaceae
Exons: 1
Coding region: 31-711 (226 amino acids)
Source: RefSeq, a predicted model, not a curated record
CUGGACUUGUAAGGAACAAUAUUAGAGACUAUGAAAAAUAUAACUAUGUUUUCUGAUGUAACCGACUACUGGAGUGAUAAUGAUUAUGUCCAGUUAAUCGAUAUAUCUAACAAGAAAAGUAUCACCGAACUCGCUAAUAUGAUUCCAUGUGAUAAUACUAUUCCUUUCUUUGGAGUAGAGUUUGCCUAUAACCGUAAAAUUAGAUUCUUCGAUAAAAACACGUUGCAGGAAUUCAAUUGCCCAAAUCCGUGGUGGCUCUUUGAAAUAGUUAAUAUAGACGAAGAUAAUUAUAAGUUAAUAAGAGACACAUCCAAGUGCGUGUCUGUAGGGGGGAUUCCAAAUAAAGGGAGUGAUGUACUUGUAGUCACAUACAAGAGAAGUCUAGAAGAUGACUCUGUUAAAGAUGUUAUAGAAGAAACUCAAUGGGUCCUUGUUAUGGAAGAUGGUUCUGAUCAAGUCGAGGGAGGACUUAAUGUUAUUAGAAAACUUGGACAUAUGUCUACAGGUACUGAUCUGUUUGUUAUUGCCAACGGAGAUGAUGAUUAUUGGAUAGUAGAUGCAAGUCUUAUGCCAGGAGAACCAGAAGGUUGCAAGGUUAAGGUUAGUCAGUACAAUGCCAAAUAUGCUGUAAUUAUAUGCGGCCCAUUUGAGAUAUCUUUUGAUCUAGCUGUAAAAAACUUGCGUAGAUACAAUAGCGUGGGAUUUGAUUGAAAUAUUUUUAAUAAUAAAGAUGUAAAUAAUUUAUAACUAACAGACAUUCUACGAAAUACCUAAUACGAAAUAUCUAUAACAGUUAUGUUUUGUUUAGUCUUGAAAGUAAUAUUACCAGUUUGAAUUGAAGAAACACAAAUUAUGGUAUUAAUCAUAAUAGUGAAU